This is a messenger RNA of Phyllotreta striolata, 3319 nucleotides long. Lineage: Eukaryota; Metazoa; Arthropoda; Insecta; Coleoptera; Chrysomelidae. The record is from the annotation of a GenBank genome assembly.
AAAAAAUGUCAAAAAUCAAUUUUUGUUGAUUCCAGAGAUUUGUGUCGAAUGUGUUUGAUGGUAAUUUCUAAAUAAUUUCACCCGAAAAGAACAUUUUACGAUCACCACAUCGAAAAUUUAACAGGUCACAUUCAGUUUUCGCGUUUUAAGUUCGAAUUAUGGCGUUGUGUUCACAUCGUACGAAAUUUAUUAGGUUAGGUUCCCAUAUCAAUAACUUCGUGCGAUUUUCUUCAUGCCAAGGAUUCUCAGGGAAAGGAUUGGUUUUGGGCGUCCACACCACUGAAAAUAACGAAGUGAAACUAACACCUGCAGCUGAGAAAUACAACGAAUUGUGCGAAGGGAAGCUCUUGCAACAAAUUCAACUCACCGGUAACGAUAUCAAACCUGGUAAAUGCGUUCUGUUCUGGGGCUUAGAUAAAGAGUUCAAUUCUGUAGCGGUCGCAGGUCUUGGAAAGGAUUCCGAACCUACCGAUGAUGAUAUCGAAUUAAUUUGCAACAAGAGCGAAGCUAUACGGAUAGCUGCGGCCGCGGGAUGCAGGGCGUUAGAUUCGGCAGGAAUCAAAAACAUCCACGUUGAGGACUUCGGCGACGCGGACGCCGCCGCGCAAGGCAGCGCCUUGUCCGUUUGGAAAUUCCAAGAAUACAAAACCGAUAAAAAACCCUUAGCGAACGUCGAGCUCUCGCAGCUCAGCCGCGACCAGACGAACUGGCGCAAAGGCAUCACCAAAGCCGAAGCCCAAAAUUUGGCGAGAAAACUCACCGACACGCCCGCCAAUCUCCUCGAUCCCACCGUAUUCUCCGAAGAAGCCAAACGCUUACUUUCCCCUCUAGGAGUCGAUGUAAAAAUUUACGAUAAGAAAUGGGCCGAAGAUCAAAAAAUGUUUUCUUUUCUAGCCGUAGCUCAAGGAUCGGCGCAACCGCCGAAAUUCCUAGAGAUCACCUACAAUCCCGCCGAUAGCAAACAACCGCCCGCCGCCUUAGUCGGUAAAGGCGUCACAUUCGACGCGGGCGGUAUUAGCUUGAAACCUUCCGCCAGUAUGGACGAAAUGAGAGGCGAUAUGGGCGGCGCUGCCGUCGUUAUAGGUACCGUAUUCGGUCUGGCUAAACUGGGAGUGCCGGCGAACUUGAAAGUCCUGGUACCUCUGGUGGAGAACCUGCCAUCGGGCACGGCUAUUAAGCCGGGAGACGUGAUCAGAGCGAGGAACGGGAAGACUAUAUGCGUGGAUAACACCGACGCCGAAGGGCGGCUUAUCCUAGCUGACGCUCUAUCCUACAGUGGAGAUUUUAAACCGAAAUGGGUGCUGGACAUCGCCACUCUAACGGGAGCCAUGCGAGUUGCCUUGGGGAACGCCGCUACAGGUGUGUUUGCUAAUAAUAACAAAUUGUACGAGGAGUUGGAGGAGGCCGGGAGGAGUACCGGCGAUAGAGUGUGGAGGAUGCCUUUGUGGAAGCAUUACACUAAAAUCAUGUGCGAGCACGACGCGUACGAUUUGAAUAAUAUAGGUAAAGGGGCGAAGGGAGGCGGCAGCUGCACGGCGGCGGCGUUUCUGAGGGAAUUCGCGCCGAAAGACACGCCUUGGUUGCAUUUGGACAUAGCCGGCGUUAUGGGGCCCGAUGCAUCGGCUUAUUUGCAAAAAGGCAUGACCGGCAGACCUACCAGGACGAUUAUCGAGUUCAUCGAACGCGAGACGAAAACUGUUUGAAAUGGUUGAUUUGGUGUAGGUUUAAAAAUGCAACGAAUUUGAUUUAGUAACAUUUUAUUAGUCUUAUUUAAAAAAAAACUAAAACAAUAAGUAAAUCAACGUGAUGUUUGAGGCGCUAACAUUAAUCGGGACUAGUAAAGUUAAAAUCGAACGAAUCUGUAUCAUCCUAAAAUAUUAAUCGACGUUAAGGAAAUGACGGAAAAAUAAUAUUUUGGAAGACUCAGUUAAAACGAAAUUAAAACGGCAAAAUUCGCACGGUUACCAAAUUGUCUGCUGAUAAAAAAAAUAAACCAUAACUCAACUCAACGAAAAAAAUAAUAAUAAUAAAUACUUUACGCGAUCAUUGCACGUUUUUCCGAAAAUUAAAAAUUAGUAAAUUAAAAAAAUCACAGAUUAAGAGAAAGUUUUGGAAGGUUUGUUCAAAUAAAUCGAAUCUCCCAACUUACAACAAAAUAAAUUUUUGUUCGCUCGACUCGAGGAAGCUUCUCCAAAACAAGAAGAGGAUCUCAUUUAAACUCGCGAAAAAUCAAACAAAACUUCUAAAAAAAAAACAAUAAAAAGAAAUGAAUUAGUUCCACCUCUUCCUAUUAUGGCGCAGAUUAGUCAACUAAAUAAAAUCAAACGGUUCCGCUGUCAUCCGUCGUGACGCCGUUACAGAUGAUAACGGUCUCGUCUCUUCGAUGGGGCUCUAUCGCUUUCCAGAUCCUCAACACGCUGGCCCCUCUAAGUCGGAUAUUCACCAAAUCCUCCCGCCUGAUGUCGUACAGCACCUCUUCGAGCGUGUAACCUUCGGCUAGAAAAAUCCGCUUGUCGUACUCGUUAAUACCCAACCCUUCCAGCCAAUUCGCCAAACGUCGGUCUUCUUCGACGAUUUCUUCGAGAUGAUCGUGCUGCGAAUUGUUGUUGUUGAGAUGCGAGCACCGGUAGCAACACGACUGCCGAUAGGCGAGUUCCAAGCGAGUGGUUUCUAUCAGCUGUUUCAACUAGAAUAGAGAUAAUAGUGUUAUAGAGAAGCACCACUUUAUCCAGUUCAACUUACUAUUCCUUGGUAUUGCCUUUGGCACUCGAGCAAGUCUUGGUGCAACCUGACGUUCUCGUUUCUCAGCUGCAAACUGGCGGCCUUUACUUCGAAGGCCUCGUUGGUUUUGCUGGAUUUGCUCGAGUUGAUGGUGCUCGGCGAGCUGUGGUUGGCUAUGUCUUCGCUCAGCUCGGGCGUGAGUACCGUCACGGCGGCCUGAAUGCAGGAUCUCACGAGAUUGUCCAAGGCGAACAUCCAGUGCGGUUUGAUGGGGUGCAAUCGGAGCACGUCAUUAACCGAUUCCUACAAUCAUUAUUACUACAAUGUAAGUAAUUGAUAAAUUAGAGGGAAUUUACCUGGAAUAGGUAAACGGCGAAUUGCAGUUGAUUGAUGGCGGCCGAAUCGAAGUUCAAUUCCUCCUUCAAUUGCCUCACGGUACUCUCCACGACGGUCAUCGAUUGCUCGGUGAGGUAAGCCUUCAAACCGUCCAUCAAUUUCAGAAGGUGUUUCUCCGUUAGUACCGUCUCCCCUAAGUAUUUGUCGCGGACUUUCUGCAUCCAUACUUCGCAUAUCUUCAUACCGUCAUUGGCAAGUACCU